Messenger RNA from Chrysemys picta bellii (western painted turtle), 1326 nucleotides. NCBI's taxonomy places the organism in Eukaryota, Metazoa, Chordata, Testudines, Emydidae. The record is from RefSeq and is a predicted model, not a curated record.
CCCAUCCCGGCAGUCCGCCCCUUUGUGUCGGCAGCGGGGCCAUGGCCGGGGCGGGGAGGGCUGCGUGGACGCUGCUCCAGCCCUGCAGCCCGCGGGGCGUCGCGGUGGGUCCGGGGGCAGCGCGGAGCGGGCAGGACCCGAGCGGGGGGCAGAGACACGCGUGGGGUGGACACGGUCCUGCCGGGAGGGGCCGGGCCCGGCUGCCUGGUUCGCCCCCUGCCCGGGAGGUACCAAAAAAGCAUCUGGCCCCUCUGGGAAAAGAGAGAGAAGCAGCCAAAGCCGAGGAGGAGCGGCACAGCGAGGAGCUGCUGAAACAGACAGAAGCCGAAAGGCAGAAGAUCAUCUGGGAGUGGAAGGAGCUGCAAGGGUUUCUGGAGGACCAGGAGCAGCGGCUGCUGUCCCGUCUGGAAGAGCUAGAGAGAGCCAUUGUCCAGAGAAGGGAUGAGGGCAUCUGCAGCCUGUCCUGGGAUAUUUCCCUGUUCAGUGAGAGGGGAGGAGCGAAGGGACAGCAGCCACUGAGCCAACCCCUGCAGGGUGCUGGGAGCACUGGGGGAAGCAGGGAGGACGGGAUGUUUCGGAAGCCGGAGCCGGGGUUAAUGGAGCUGGAGAAGAGACUCAGCGAUUUCUCUCUGAAAAGUGCCAUGCUGCAGGAGGUGCUGCUGGGAUUCAAAGAGACGCUGCGACGGGGGCUGGGGAGCGACACAGGUAUGUGUCUGUCUCUGACUGGCCAUGGGGAGAUUUCAGACCAAUAACCAUGUUAACGACAGGGGAGCGCAGCCUCCAGCAUCUGGAAGCUGUGGAACAGUGGGAAGCGACGUUACUUUGUUCUUGUACCACUAUAUUUUCAACUGACUUGUCUCUUAAAUGUUUUAGCUCAUCAAUAUUACGUAAGCAUUUAAAGUAUAUUGCAGUAUUUUUAGUACUCAUUAAUUUUUUUGCUUUUACUUCCUUUAAUUAUUGCAUUUUUUACUGACUACAUUAAUUUUAGGAAUUUUAUUUUGCAGUUUUAAUUGCAGUAAUAUUAAUAGGGUUUUCAAUUAAAUUUAUGUAGUCUGAUUUUAAACCUCUUUUUUUAAAGACCACUAAGGUCUUUGACAACUUUUCCUGUUUUUGAGUGGCUGCUUGAUACUUUUUUUAAAAAAAUACAAAGGCUGAGCUUUUUUUAAACAUAUUUAUUUGAAAGUUUGUUAGUCUAGUUAGAAUUCUUUGGCUUUUUAAAAAAAUAUAUAGACUUUUUUUGUUGUGACUUUUAAAAUUUGUAAUGUACUCACAUUUUUAACUUAUAAUUAUUUUAGUGCACUAUUUACCUCUUGUGACACAGGUUGU